AUGGCGCUCGGCAAGCUUGCGGUGGCCGCGCUGGUGGCGUCUCUCCUCCUACUCAGCACCAUCAAGGCUGCCGACUCUCCUGCUCCGGCUGCUGCUCCGCUCGGGCCUCCUCCCCACAACAUCGUAGACCCCUCUAAAGACUGUGGGUGGGCGUGCAACCUGCGGUGCAGCGCCAACUCGCGGUCGAAGCUGUGCAGCCGGGCGUGCCUCAAGUGCUGCAGCGUGUGCCGCUGUGUGCCGGCGGGCACGGCCAGCAACAAGGAGACCUGCGGCAAGUGCUACACCGACUGGACCACGCACGGCAACAAGACCAAGUGCCCCUGA
Molecule: messenger RNA, 324 nt
Organism: Triticum turgidum subsp. durum (durum wheat)
Lineage: Eukaryota; Viridiplantae; Streptophyta; Magnoliopsida; Poales; Poaceae
Source: the annotation of a GenBank genome assembly